AUGGAACAGUCCAGAACUGGCGUGUUGCUGGAGAAGCUGACGGCCACGAACUACAGCACCUGGUCAGUCCGCAUGCAACACUUCCUCAAGCGUGAGGGCCUGUGGAAGGUGGUGGAAACUCCACCACAGCCCCCUGAGGAGGAUGAGGACGACGAUGAAAAGCUGGCACUAGCAGAGGCCCAGCUAGAAAAGGAUGAGAAAGCUUUGGCUACGAUCAUUCUUGGAGUGGACGACAGCCAGCUAGUCUACGUAGCUGAUAAGGUGACGGCAAGUGAGGCGUGGAAUGCGCUCAAGGCUGUCCAUGUGCGAGAGACAGCUGGCUCACUGAUAACACUGACCAGGAGACUGUACCGGUGUCAGACGAAACCGGGGGACUCCCUGGUAAACCACCUAAAAUUCCUAACAGGCUGUUUCCAGGAGCUAACCUUAAGAGGGAGGCCUGUGGGGGAAGAGGACAAAGUCUUUAUAGUCCUGAGUUCCCUUGAUGACAGCUAUGAUAUGCUGGUCAAUUCCCUCGAGUCUGUAGAGACUGAUAAGCUGACUCUGGAAUACGUUACUGGACGGUUGUAUGCAGAGGAGGACAGGCGUGCAGAGCGAAAGAUGACCUCAGCCCAGCUGUUGGAGCAUCCCAGAGGGAACAACAGCCGGGAAGAGCAGAGGUGUCGGGAGCCGGAGAAACAGCCAGGAGGAGCUGCUGCAGACCAGCCGGUGGUCAACAAAGUAAAAAGGUGUUUUUGCUGCAAGUCCAGUGGACAUCUGCUGCGGGACUGCCCAAGAAAACAACAAAAACAGCAGAAGCACAGGAGGCAGCAGAGAGAGUCUACCGCUUGGGUGUCUGCAGAUGGUCAAGAAAAUGAAGAGCUGUGGGUUCUGGACAGUGGAGCUUCUCAAACCUUUUGUAAAAGAAAAGGACUGCUAACUGAUGCUAGGGCUUCAAACAAAAAACAUGUAAGUCUUGCUACGGGCCAGAAAGCUAAUGUAGUUUGUGAGGGGGAGGUUGUGUUCCCACAGCUGGGACACACAUUCAGGAAUGUGUUGUGUGUGCCUAGUUUGCAAAACAAUCUCCUGAGUAUUCCAGACUUGGCAAAAGCAGGCUUUGAAGUAAACUUUGUGGGAGAUCAGUGCCAGAUAAAGCAAAAUGGGGCAGUGUUGGCAAAUGCUAACCUUAGAACUAAUAUGUAUGUACUGCAGUGUGAGUCUAAGGUUGCGAAUGUGCAAAAUGUCCCAACCCAUGAUAUGUGUAUUCAUCUCCUGCACAGGCGUCUGGCUCAUGCUAGCUUUAAGGUGCUGAACAAAACAUUGGAGUUGUGUGGGGGAUGAAAAACAUUAAAAGUUGUGAUAAUUACUUAGACUGCAAUAUCUGCAAGGAGGUUAAAAGCAGGGCUUGCCCAGUAGCAAGAGCAAGCCAGAGAGAAACCAAAAAAACCACUGGAGUUGAUUCAUGCUGAUGUAACUGGUCCUUUUCCACCAAGUGUCUCCCAUAACAAGUACUGUUUGAUCCUAGUGGAUGACUAUUCUAGAUUUGGCUGGGUCUAUCCAUUAAAGCAAAAGUCUGACGUUGCCCAAACUUUGAAGUUCUGGGUAAGAAGGGUAGAAAGGCAACUUGGCCAAAAGGUGUGCUCUAUUCAGACAGACAGGGGAGGAGAGUUUAUGGUAAGCUCCCUAAGAAACUGGUUGCGUUCCCAAGGGAUUAAACAUAGACUUACCAAUGUGGCAACGCCUCAGGAGAACGGAGUAGCAAAGCGUAGGGGAGGUGUCUUGCAGACACAAAUGAAAGCAUUGUUAGCAGAUGCAAAUCUUCCAAUUAAGUACUGGGCUGAGAGUACUAAGACCGCGAAUUAUAUUGGGAAUCGCUUGUGGUCAAGGGUACUAGAUGACAUACCCUAUAAAAUUCUCUAUAACAAAAGUCCCAGUUUGCAACAUUUGAGAAUCUUUGGGACAAAGGCGUGGGUUGACAUACCUGUAAAGAACCGAAGAAAAGGUGGGAAAAGGGCACAGCAGUUGCUAUUUCUUGGGUAUGAAAGUGGUACGAAAGCCUACAGGUUUGAAGAUGAUAAAAAUCUUUUGAGUUAUAGUCGAUCAGCCAGCUUUAAUGAGCAAAGAAAUUGGCCCAAGAUACAUGCAAACCUGCUGCCAGAAAAAGUUUUACUGCCGAGCGUACCUGAUAAGGCAGUUGAAACAAAGCUAAGAAUUGGCAGCUCUCCCAGAGAAACUGAAAGGGAGGAGGUAAAGACUGAGCAUUUUUCUCCAGCUGCUAGCAUGGAGCAGGGGGGAAAAGAAAGUGCAACAGGGACAGGAGUAGGUAAAUCUCCAGAAUCAAUCCACCCCAAAAGCAGUCCUGAAGGUAGCCCAGGGGGUGAGAUUAAUGAACUGUUAGGUAGAUUUAUUGCUUUAUUGUUCGGCGCCCAGCCAUGCUUCCCCUGCGAGCCUCUGUAGCUUCUGUUUACGCAGGGUGGCUUUGUAGCGGUCGUAAAGCAAUUAGCAGAUAGCAAAGUUGCACAGCGGCCGUGUGUUUGAAAGAGCAGUAAUUAAGUCCCACACGUUUCUUCUGUCCUAAUAUCACUUUAUUUGCUCAAAAGUAGCAUAUUUACAAUCAAUAACUUCCAGCAGAAUCAAGCUGCAUUUUCUCUCUCUGUUUGCAGCUACGCAACAAAACUGUUUUCACUUCUCACUCAGCUCACAGCAUUCCAAGCUGCUUUCGUCACGUCCUGGCUUACUUCCCCUGUACGCCCCUCCUCUCAGGCUUGAGACACAGAAGGUUAACCCUUCACUACACCCAACAUGAACCAAGGAGGUCUGCAAGAAGUAAUAAAGGUCAACCUCCAGACCGUUAUGGGUUCCCAGCCACCAUAAACCAGGUUUGUGUAACUGAGCCAGAAAACUUUGAAGAAGUGCAAGAGUUACCUACUCUAGAGAAAGAGGCAUGGUUAAAGGCAAUGUAGGCAGAGUAUAACUCUCUGCUAAACAACAAUGUGUUUGUACCUGCAGAAUUGCCUGAAGGUAAAAAGCCCAUAAGCUGUAAGUGGGUUUUUAAAGUGAAAAAGCUGGCUGAUGGUAGUUGUCAGAGGAAAGCCAGGUUGGUUGCAAGGGGCUUUACACAAAGGAAAAUGAUACAUUAUGAUGAAGUGUUUGCCCCAACAGCAAAGGCUGAAACAGUAAAAUCAGUUUUAGCAAUGGCAAGUCUGAGAGGGUUAAAAGUUAAUCAUUUUGAUGUUGCCUCAGCAUAUUUAAAUGCUCCUAUUGACGCCGAGGUGUAUUUACAGCAAAUACCAGGUUAUGAGCUGGAAAAAGACAGCAUGGUGUUAAAACUGCAAAGGGCACUAUACGGUUUACACCAAAGUGCUCGUCUAUGGCAUGAAUGCAUAGACACAACUUUGAAAAAGAUGGGAUUCAAACAAAGCCUGGCUGAUUCCUGUUUAUAUUCAGCAAUGGUGCAAGGAAGUGUUUGUUAUUUACUUUUGUAUGUUGAUGAUAUCUGUCUAAUAACAACUGCACAAAAGCAAGUGUCUUGGUUUAUAAACAGCCUAGGUAACAAAUACAAACUGAAGUAUUUGGGAGAGAUUCAGAAUUACUUAGGAGUAGAGGUUCAGAGAAAUGAAGAGGGCGUCUACUCUCUGAGUCAGAAGGAAAAAUCGAAAGGUUACUGAAGACAUAUGGAAUGGAGAGGGCAAAUGAGGUUGACACUCCCAUAACUACCCAGUACAAAAAUGAACCAGAAGGACAAAAAUGUGAGAAUGCAACAGCAUUUCAUUCUCUGCUGGGUUCUCUGUUAUAUUUAAGUUGUUGGACAAGACCCGACAUAACAUUGGCAGUGUGCAUGUUAAGCCAAAGAAGUGCAGACCCGGCUCAGAGAGAUUGGGUAGCACUUAAAAGAAUCCUAAGGUAUCUGAAAGGCACAAAAGAUUACAAACUGGUGCUGGAUACAGGAUAUGAUCAGCAAGUGUAUGCAUACGCUGAUGCCAGCUGGGGGGACAGAUAAAAUGGAAAGUCUACCACUGGCUAUGCCAUAUAUAUUGGAAAUGCCCUGGUUCAGUGGAAAUCCCAGAAACAAACAUUUGUUGCCACAAGUACUUGUGAAGCAAAGUACUCAGCCAUAAGCGAAUGUGUGUCACAAAUAGAGUGGUUUGCUUGUCUAACAAAGGAACUUGGAAUACCUUCUGAAAUGCCAAUCACUGUGCUAAGUGACAACAUGGCUGCACAACAGCUUGCUAACCAACAGCGCAAGAGUAAACAUAUAGCUAUAAGAUACGGAAAUGUGAAAAAUGCUUUGGAAAGAAAUGUGUUAAAGGUACAGCACUGUAACACAAUAUGUAAUGUGGCGGAUUUGUAUACAAAAUGUUUGGAUGCUCCUAAAUUUUGAGACUUAAGAGAAUUAUUAGGUCUCAAGCCUUUGACUUAAGGAGGAGUGUUGGGAUUCGCAGGAUGAUGAGUAAGUCUGCAGGCUUCAACAGGCUGAUGCAAUACUCUGUGAAGUGUGUCACGGCUAAAAUGGCCGCUGUUUCUUUAAUGCGAAUAAAGCUGGGUCAGCAUGAAUCAGCGGCUUGCAGCAGGUUAUAUAUAUAUAUAUAUAUAUAUAGUGAGAAAUGUUAGUUUGGUGCUGAGGCUGGUGUUUGGGUUGGUUGGUGCUGGUGUGUAUUCUUAUUCAGUCGUGUUUUGCACAAGGACUUUUAAGAAUAAAACUCUGCAAGGAUAUUCUCGUGGACUCUUUUUGUGCCGACAAGGAGACUGAGGAGAUAAAGGGAGGUCAGAACCCUUUCCUUCUUUUUUUUUGCUUUUUACAAACACUGACAGGUUAUGGGUCCAGUGUUUCUGAGCAUGUGCAGAGUGCAAAACGACUGACAGCAUCUCAGCAGGGAGCUGGUGAGUCCUGGUGGUGUAUGGAGCCAGUGGCUGUGCGUUGGAGCAGUUGGUGGCAAGCUGUAACUGUCUGCAACGAUGCUGGAGCGGCUAGGAUCUGAGGAUCAGGAAAGCACUCAGCGUCGGCUACUGGAACAGUUUGAACUGCUAGAGGACCACAGUAGGCGACUCACAGAGCGGCUGCACCAGUUGCAGAGCCAGGCGGGACCUGAGGGUCAACAGAGGCAGCAGCUAGAAGCCGGUGAGUGCCAGCCAGGACCAUCCAGUCGGACUCUAAAGAGAGAGUCAGGAGAGAUUGCUGAAGGCCCCACAGAAGGGGCUCAGCAAGCACCAGCAGAGAUGGCAGAUUUCCAGUCUCCCCAAGUUGUAAAUAUUGGGGGAGGCAUCCCUUUUGAACUUCUCUCAGAGAGCAACUGGCUGAGUUGGUCAAUUAGAAUGCAGCAGUUGUUAAGGAGAGAUGGACUAUGGGACUGUGUUGAAACUGAGGUUUUGAGACGGGACUCUGCUGAGAAAAAACGGCUAGAUGAAAGGGCCCGUGCCCCAAUUAUGCUGUGUUUGAGCAACUCUCAGUUAUUGCAUGUAGCAAAUGCCAGCACAGCGUUUGAGUGCUGGAAUUUAUUAAGGGCAAUGCAUGUCAGAGAAACUGCUGGAACUAUAUAUAUAUAUAUAUAUAUAUAUAUAUAUAUAUAUAUUUUAAAUGAUAUUUAUUAAAGUUUCAAAAAAAAAAGAAUACAAAAAAUACAGAAUACAGAAAGAAAAAGAAUGAAGUUUUUUUUUUAAAAAAAAAAAUAUAACCAAAGAAGUAAAAAAUAAAAGAAAACAUACCAAAUAAAACAAUUAAAAGGACAUUAAAUUUCCAUAACCUAUCUUCCUUAUACUUAUUUCCCUGGACCUCCUCAUACCUCCCUUUUUUGUAUUCCAGUUCAAUUUGUUGAUUCAGCAAAUCCUUACCAUUGAAAUUACCCAGUUGCAAACCUUUUUUCAUAUCUCUUAAAGCAUUACAGCUAAAAAACCCCCCUUAGUUUCUAUCCAACAUCCUUCUAAGAUUCCUUAAUUUUACAAUAUUUCUGUAAAUAGUCUUUAAAUUUCUUCCAGUCUUCUUUCACCGUCUCUUCUCUCUGGUCUCGGAUUCUGCCAGUCACUGCUGGAACUAUAAUUUCUCUGACCAGAAAGCUGUUCAGGACUGUUAUGAAAGAAGGUGAGAGUUUGGCAACUCAUCUUCAAACGCUGAAAUCUCUGUUUCUUCAACUACAACAGAGAGGUAAGCGUUAUGAUGAGACUGACCAAACCUACAUUAUCCUUUCAAGUUUGCCUGAAAGCUGGUUGCCUCUGAUUAACAGCAUGGAGAGUAUGCGUCCCCGAGAUCUGACCCUUGAGUAUGUGGUUGGAAGAUUGACCGAAGAAGCAGAAAGAAGGUCAGAUAGACAGGCUGAACUCCAAGAGCAGAGGAGUUACAGUCGAGGGGGCCAGCAGCAGAAUCUGCCAAUGGAGCAACGCCAAGGUUUGGACUUGGCAAUGGCAGUGAGGAGGUGCUAUAGAUGCAACCAACCCGGGCAUCUCCAACGUCAAUGCAGGGCAAGACUUCCAGGAGACGACAUGGAGCAGAGACAGCAAUCAAUGCAGAACCGUAAGCAGAAGGGGUUCUCUUCAGGGAAGAAGAACACACGUUCUGCUCAGUUUGUGUCUGCAUUUUCUCGAGAGGAGAGAAAGAUACCUCGAGGAACAUGGUUGCUGGACUCUGGCAGCAGCAGGAUUAUCUGCAAUAGUCGGGAGGACUUUAAGACCCGGGAGAAGCCAGCCGAUGGAAAAGACUCAAUCUAUCUUGCUGAUGGUCGUAGAAGCAAGAUUGAUGGCCAGGGAACAUGUUUCCUGCAGUGUUUGAACACUACUCUACCAGAGACUCUGUUUGUCAGCAGUUUGGACUAUUAUUUACUGUCUGUAAGCUGUUUGAUUAAUGCAGGGUAUAGUGUUAAGUUCACACAGGAUGGUUGUCUGAUAAAGAAUGGAACUCAGGUAUGUGGCCAUGCAAAGUUGGAAAAUGGGUUAUAUGUAAUGCAGGACAAGCCUGUUAAAGCAGCCCAGGUGGUUCAGGAUAAUUUGCCAGUUCAUAAGGGGUGUGUACAUGAACUGCACAGAAAACUGGGUCACGCCAAUUUCCGUGUGCUUUCAGAGAUGCAAAAGGUGUGCAAGAACCUAAAAGUAAAUAGCUGUAACUGUUUCCUAGAUUGCAAUGUAUGUAAAAUGGCCAAAUCUAAGAGGAAGCCUGUGGCUUCUAAAAGUGACAGAGUAUCUAAAGAGGUUUUAGAACUUGUCCAUUGUGACGUGAUAGGCCCUUUUCCACAAAAGACUGAAGGGGGCGCCAGAUAUGCUUUUCUGGUAAUAGAUGACAAAUCACGUUUUAGUUGGUUGUUUUUGUUAAAGCAGAAAUCUGAGUGUUUCCCCACAUUCAGAGAAUGGGUUGCCCAAGCUGAAAAGCUCUUCGCUCGCCCUGUUGUGCAGUUGCAAACAGAUAGGGGCGGAGAAUUUCUGAACAAACAAUUUGGGGCAUGGUUGCGACGUAAGGGGAUCACUCAUUGCUUGACUAACCCUUAUAGCCCUGCUGAAAAUGGUCUGUGUGAAAGACGUGGGGCUGUAAUACAGUCAGUAAAGGACUGCCUGCUAGUGGAUGCAGGAUUGGGUCACAACCAUAGACUGUGGGGCGAGGCUUUUCUGACAGCGAACUUUUUGAUUAAUAGAACCUGGUCAAGCUCUAUAAAAGAUAUUCCUUAUCGUGUGUUGUUUGGGAAAGAACCAGAGUGGAAAAUGCUCCAGAACUGGGGUUCUUGGGCACAUGUAAAUAUCCCCAAAGCUCAGCGCCAGAAAGGGGGCGCUAGAGCGCAGAAACUGCGCUUUGUGGGAUAUCAGUCCUAUGGGAAAGGGUGGCGUUUCAAUUUACACCCAGGACGCGUGGUUCUGUCACGAAGCGCAGACUUUGCUGACCAGGACAGAUGGACUGCGAUCCACGCCAACCCAGAUUGCCUACUGCCUCUGCAAGUAAGAGAAGAGGCUUCUUCUCAGCCAUUGGCAACACAGGAGCAGGAUGAGGAGGAGGCACAGAUUUCCCCAAAAGAUGUGGCAAUAGAUAAUACUUCUUCUCUAGCGGAAGAGGAAGAAGAGCCAGAGAUAAGGGGGGAAGAAGAAGUAGUUGUGCCUAGGCGCUCCAAACGUUCAAACAAGGGUGUACCUCCUCAGCGUUUGACCCUAGGAGGAGUGAGAGUAUGCAAUGUGAGUUGUGUGGAACCACAAAGUUAUAAUGAAGUCUUAGACUUACCCCCUGGAGAACGUGCUUUGUGGCAACAAGCCAUGAAAGAAGAAAUUGACUCUUUUAAACGUAACCAAGUCUUUGAGGUCAUAAUUCCGCCACCUAGUGGCAGAGUGGUGUCAUGCAAGUGGUUUUACAAAUGGAAAACCCUUGCAUCUGGGGAACCACGUUUUCGAGCCAGAUUAGUAGCCAGAGGUUCACUCAGAUUAAAGGGGAGAGUUAUGAUGAAGUGUUUUCUCCCUCUGUAAAGAGUGAAACUUUUCGUUUAAUGCUUUCCAUUGCUGCUGUAAGACAAUUAUCAGUGCACCAUUUUGAUGUUGAUGCUGCAUAUCUGCAUGCAAAUUUAGACUAUGAAGUGUUAAUGAGACAACCCCCUGGGUUUGAAGAGGAGAAUGGUGCAGUCUGGCGUUUGAAAAAAGCUGUUUACGGUCUCAAAGUGGAAGGUGUUGGAACCAGUGUUUAAAUGAAGCUCUUGUAAAACUUGGUUUUAAAAGGAGUGUGGCUGAUCCAUGCCUGUACACUAAGGGGACAGGCAACAAAUACCUAAUGCUCUUAGUCUUUGUUGAUGAUUUGCUUGUAGCAGGGAGUUCCACAGAUGAGAUCCAGAAGCUCACAAGUCAACUGGAAAAGAGGUUUAAGCUUAAAGCCUUAGGGCCUGUAAGCAAUUACUUGGGAGUAGAAGUAAGACAGGAAGCUAAUGGAAGCUUCCUAUUGAGUCAGAAAGAGAAAAUUCUUCAUUUGAUAGAGCAGUUUGGCAUGGAAAACUGCAAGCCAGUUCAGACUCCCAUGACACCAGAUUUCCCAAAGACAGUGUGUGAUGAUGAAUUUGAUCAGCCUGAGUUGUAUCACUCAAAAAUAGGAUCACUGUUGUAUUUAAGCCAGUGGUCAAGGCCAGACAUUGCAUGUGCUACAAAUGUUCUGAGCCAACGUGUAUCUAAACCCAGUACUGCCGAUUGGUGUGCUUUGAAAAGGCUUAUCAGAUAUCUAAAGGGGACAUUAAAUGUAUGUUUAAAGAUAUCUAUUACACAAGAUGAAAAACUAGAAGUAUUUGUUGAUGCGGACUGGGGAAGCUGUGUAGCUACUAGAAAAUCUACAAGUGGCAUGGUUAUGAUGUUUGCCAAUGCCAUAAUUGGAUGGAGGUCAAAGAAACAAGGAUUUGUUGCAACCUCAUCCUGUGAGGCAGAAUAUGGGAGCCUAUCGCUAGCAUGCAACGAAAUCUUGUGGUUUAUACAGAUACUAAAAGAUCUAGAUUGUAAAGUAGAUUUGCCUAUCCAAGUGUAUGAAGAUAGUCAAUCGUGUAUUGCAUUAGCGGGCUCGGAAAUAAUGAAAUCCGCAUCAAAACAUAUUGCUAUCCGUCAUGCGAAUGUGAGAGAUUGUGUACAGAAUGGGGUGAUCAAACUGGAGUAUUGUUAAUCACAAGAUAAUAUUGCUGAUUUGUUUACCAAGCCUUUGCCAGCAACAUGCCAUAAUGAAUUAAUGACAAAACUGGGUUUAUGUAUAUAAUGUAUGUAUGUAUCGUUUCUGUUGGGGUUUUUCGCAUUUAAGAAACAGAAGGGGUGUCACGGCUAAAAUGGCCGCUGUUUCUUUAAUGCGAAUAAAGCUGGGUCAGCAUGACUCAGCGGCUUGCAGCAGGUUGUAUAUAUAAAGUGAGAAAUGUUAGUUUGGUGCUGAGGCUGGUGUUUGGGUUGGUUGGUGCUGGUGUGUAUUCUUAUUCAGUCGUGUUUUGCACAAGGACUUUUAAGAAUAAAACUCUGCAAGGAUAUUCUCGUGGACUCUUUUUGUGCUGACAAGGGGACUGAGGAGAUAAAGGGAGGUCAGAACCCUUUCCUUCUUUUUUUUUGCUUUUUACAAACACUGACAAAGUGCUGGGUCAGAGUGAUUCAGCAGGAAUGUGAUUAAUGUGAUUGGCUAUCACCUGUUUCAAAAGGAAAGCCUGUUCACCAGUAGUUGUGGUUGUGGUGGUUGUGCUGUGGUUGUGGUGGAUGUGCUGUGGUAUGGUGAUGCUGUGGUGGAGAGUAUUCGUUUGCCUUAAGGAGCAGGUACUCUGUAUGGACUGUUUUUUUUUAAAUACCUGUAUAUAGCUCACAUUAAAAAGACUGCACUGGAAAAACCUGGGACUCUGAGCGUUUCUGCUAAAAGCGCCGCGAGGAAUUCGGUAUUCCUUAGAGCAUACGGUAUUCCUUAGAGCGGCUCAGAAGAACCCAAGUGUUCACAACCAUUGUCUGUCUGUCCAUAGCAAAGCGGCUCUCUGACACUCGCCACUAGAAGACGCGGGGAAUGAUUUCACUCUCCCAUUGCCCCAAAUCAUGAGAAGGGUAGUAGGAAUGCUACUGUGGAAAGCAGGCGGGAUACAAUUCUCAGCCCUUGUGCCAGCUCUCUUGGUGAUGGGCUUCUCUCCAUUGUGGCAUUCCUCGACCUCACAUUAUGCACCCCAGGGCUGGAUUGUUCUUCAUGCUAUCCAGGAUGUACCUCAUCCCUUCCUAACGCAUGGGUGAUACUCUGCUUCAGGAGGACCUCUUCCAGACCCCCGGGACGCAGGACGAGCUGCAGGAGAGAAUUGAGUGCCUGGACACCAGCAUUCCCGAGACGAUCCGUAUCCUCUUUGGGGGGCAUUGUUGGGGAGCAGGGCUGCUUGGUGGUUUUAUUUCGCUCUUGGCUGGAGUGGACCUCACUUUUAUAUACCUGGUGGCUUAGGUUCCUAGGCCACCCCAUCCUUAAGGCUCUGGGACACAGCAAAAUGAAAUGCCCACAGUAAAGUCCAGUCAUGCAUCCAAAAGCUUCACAGCUUUAACCCCCAUUUGAAAACAUCAGCCUGGCUAGAUAGAGCAGAGGUGGGGAACCUUGACAGGCCCGCAGGCCCCACAUCUAGCAUCAUACGUGGUGUCAGGUGUGGAGACAGGUAAAGACAUGGCUGCAAAGGAGCUUGAAUUCAAUUGUUCAGUUGUUCUUUGGCAAGCAGGGUUUGUUGAUCGCACUUUUGGAGUUGACCACUAGUAUUUGUUGUUUGGAUUGAAACCAUGCCUGCAGAAGGACAUUUCCUCGGCAGAUCAGCUUUGCAGGCAGCUUCGUCAAGAGGGGAGGUGUGGGAUAAUUACAGUGGGAUUUCUCAGCUGGUAGAGCGUGACACUCUUAAUCUCAGGGCUGCGGGUUCAAGGUCCACCUUGCGCCAAAAGGGGGAACUUGCAAGGUGGGCCCAGAUGUAAAAGGACCAAGCUUCUUGCUUUGGACCAGCCUGGGAAGGAGGCAGGCUGCAGGUAACAAGACAGAACACUUUCCUUGCCAGGCUGUCAAUAGCUGGCAGUGACCACUCGGUGGCCGAAGCUCUGCUCAUCUUCCUGGAGGCAGUGCCAGAACCAGUCCUUUGCUAUGAACUGUAUCCACACUGCCUUGAGUGCUCACAUGACAGCCACCUCUGUCACCAGGUUGGCCCCAGAGCCCCAUCUCUUCCUGGCUGGUCUGUGGUGUGUACAGAAGCAUAGAAUCCGAAGGGAUUUCCAAAGUCAUCUAGUCCAAAUGUUGCCGCGAGUAACAGGAAAUCCACUAAAACAUCCCUGAAAGCCAGUAAACCGGCACACUAGCAGGAGGGCUAGUCUGGUCUGGGAAGCCUUGUUAACUGCAGAGGUUGCUGAUGUCUCCUUUGAUAACCAUCCCUCUCGGUUGUGGAGGGGGGUGGGGUGCGCACAUGUUGCCUUUUUGCUUUCUGACCAGGACUUGUAAAAAUAGCCCACCUGUUUCAGUGAACCUCGCUUGAAUUUCCAACCCAGGAAGCGGCCAUAUACUGGGCCAUCUAGCUCAGUAUUGUCGAAAUUGACAAGCAGUGGCUCUCCAGGAUUUCAGACAAGGGAUGUUCCCUACCCUCCUGGGAGAUGCUGGGGGUGGAGCCUGAGACUUUCUGCAUGAAAAGCAGAGCAGAAUGGCCCUUCCCCAAGAUAUCUCAGUUGGUAGAGCAUAAGACUCUUCAUCUCAGUGUCCUGAGUUCGAGCCCCACCUUAGGCAUUGCAGGGGGUUCGAUUAGUUAACCCUCGUGGUCCCUUCCGACUCUACAGUUGUAUUAUUCCCCAAAGUUCCCAGCAGAGUUCUAGUCCGGUUACCAUUUUAAACAUUCUUUUUUUUAUGCCAGGUCUAAACCUGCAAACAUAACAAGUACACCGUGCUAGUGAUCCAUGCCCCUCCUCUAGCAAAGCUCUGCACUGAAACUCCAAACCGCCCCUCCCUGUCUUGCCGGUGAUCUGCCAGUUGCCGCGGUCGCACCAGAACGUGUUCUGCUUCGUGGUGGCUUUCCUGCGGGAGCUGCUGAAAUACUCUGAGAGCAACAACGUCAGUGGCAACAUGCUAGGUAAGGCCUGCCUGUCCUGGCUGGGAGCUGGCCUUCCUCCUGCUCCCGCCUCCUCUCAUGCAAAUGUUUUCGCUUCCCUGCAGCCACCCUCUUCGCCAGCCUCCUGCUACGGCCUCUGCCCAACCUUCUGCCGAGUGCCAUCGGCUUCCUCCUGGGCUUCCUGCUGGGGGCGGAUGACUACGAAGGUGCCAAGCGUGACUGGAGACGAAGUGGGGAGGGAAGAGGCAAGGCCCAGCCUCUGUUCUCUGGUGCCUGCCCUUCCCCUUGUGCCAUCUUGCCAUGUGCCAGCUCCCUUCCCUGUGCUUCGCCCUUUCCACCUUUUCCUCUUGACUCCUGACACGGUUGCACACUUGGCUUUCCACAUGGUUCCAGGGCAUUGGCAGCAGGUUCAGGGUGCUUGGGGGGGGGGACCCUGUUGGAGGACAGUCAUUCCCCUGCCCAUCCUCCUACCACCACUGCUGCUCUCAGUCCCUGCGCAGUAGUCCACGCUCUCCCCUUCUGCUGCAGCUGAGCAUGUGCUACUCUUGGUGGGUACCAGGCAUAAGGAUUCCUGGCCUGUCCUGGGAUUGCAGGACCUCUUUCUCUGUCCCCCCAGCCUUGAUGCUCAUCAAGAAGGGGCAGGGCAGCCACUGUGGCCCACCUACGCCUUAGCCUGCUCUCUAUAGUUCAGCUAUCUCUCCCCAUUCUGCCAAGUAGAGCUCUAGGGUGUUCAUUCUUCAUGAAACACUAAGCACUGCCUAAAGGGACCAGGGAGGAGGGGGGCGCAGGCUGGGCAGCAGGAGGGGAGCUGAGGCAGUGGGUACAGCUGGGUUGGGUUGGGCUCCCCACCCGACCCCAAGUUCUGCAACUUUGUCUUUCUGCUUUUCUUUUUUUUUUUUUUAAAUUGAUAUUUAUUAAAUUUUCAAAAAGUAACAAAUAACAACAAACAUUUCCAAAAAAAAAAUAAUUUGUAAAUACAAAUAAAACAAAAAUAAUACAGAAAUAGUAAAGAAGAAAAAACCCAGCCGCAAAAAAGAAGAAAAAAGAAAAAAAGAUAAACAGAAAUAUAAAAUCCUUUACGAUCUCCAUUAACUUCCUUUCUAGACUUCCUCCUCCUUCCGUCUCUUGUUUCUUAGUAUUUAAUUUUUACAGCAAAUCCUUUCUAUUUUUUCAUAACAAUCUAUCAUUACAUUUCCUUAUUCUAUUUUCCCUCUUGUCAUAUAAAAACUUUAAAACUCAAAGCUUAUAUUCAAUAUUUAGCAGAUUCUUACAUCAUUACCUUUUCAAAUCAUUUACCAAUCCUUACUUAAGUCAUAUAAUUUCAUUCAACAUCCUUCAAACAUUUAUAAACAUUCCCAAUAUUAGAAAAUAAGAAAGCAAAAACAAUAAGUCAGAUUCAAUCCAGUCAACUUCCAGCCUCCUCCCCUGGACCCGGAUUGUCAGUCCUUUUAACCUCAAUAAUCCGGCUCCUUAACCUGGUUGUCUCAUAUCCGAGGCCCUCAAGUCUCUUUCUUGCCCCUUUCGCCACUCUUGUUGAUAUUUCCCUUUCAGUCGUGGAUACUCCAGCAAGAAGAUGCUUUUGACUCUUUGCAGCAAGUCCAUCCCAAACCCAUUGCCCAAGCCAGACAGCAGAUAAUACCAAUUCCAAUUUCCACGAAACUUGGAGACUUCGACUACUCCAUUCCUCUGAUGGCCCAUCACUAGACUCGGAAAGUCCAAAUAACCAUAUAGAGGGGUGUCAAUCCAUCCCCCCAUUUCCAAAUCUGACCACAUUUCAUCUUUCCGAAUCAGGUUUGUCCCAAGUUCAUUUAUCAAGUUCAAAGGCUGAUCUUGCCCAUCCAAAGGUCCCUCCAUCUCUGAAGCCUCCGUCGCUACAGCAGGUUCAUAUACUUGUGUAGACUUUAACUGAAUUUCAUUUGUUUGCUGCUGUGCUCUGGUAACUUCCGUCCCUCAUCAAGGUCGACUCCUGACGCAUCUGGUCCAGCUGGGCACUUAAUUUUGCAAAACCUUCCAGGAACACUUGUUCAAGCCUUUGUACAAGCAUUGUCCUUCAAGGUCAGAAGAAAUUCUUUCCCACGAGAAAGAUCCUUCUCUUUUAAACUCUCUGCAUUGCAAUUUCACUCAGUUCCACUAGAUGGAAAACCCUUUUUUUUUUUUUUUUUUUUUUUGAGAGGGGGAAAAACAACAGUAACAAUCUUUCUUUUUCCAGAAACACUUUAUCCAAAAUUCCCCCUUUCAAAUUCAAGAGGCAACAGUAGAAUCAAAAUGUUACCCUUCUUUUAACUAUCUGUCGAGCUGGAUAAGCUUCAAAACGUCAGUUCUGACAGCCCGCUCCUGGUUCAGGGCGGUGGAAAAUUACUUUAUUUUAAACUCACUCCCGCAGGGUUGAAAAGAUCAAAACAACCCCCUUCUUCUCCUGCAAUCGAAGGGGGGGUUCAGAAAUCUUAGAUGUUGAAUUUUAGUUCUCUCAGAAUUUAGUUUCCAGGCUUUAGUAUAAUUUGUCUUUGCUUUCUUCACGUAACAAAAGAACGGAAGGCGACUUCCUGUUUAGACCUUUCCGUUCCGAGUCCCAAUUAAAUUCAAUUUCAGGUUCAAGUCCAAUGUUAUUUAUUUAUUCCCCAAUCUUAAAGGUAGUUCAGCUCUUCCAGGAUCGGGUACUCACGGAUAGAUGUUUUAGAUGCCAAAUUGUCCAGGAAAAAGGCAGCGCUCUCCGAUAACGGCAGUGCGGCUUUGCUGCACGGAGGAAGCAGACGACUCACAGCACCACGCACCUCCACUCCGGAGCCCGUUACCGGGCUCCUGUACCAGGGAGAGAGCGCUCUCGGUGCCCGCCGAGUCCCACGCCCACAGGCUUCUUCCGCCUGUGGUUUUUAAGGGUCCCCGCUGCGCCGUAGCGGCAGGACCCAAGCCUCCGUGCAGCGGGUUCCCUUCAGUUCGAAGGGAAUUCCGCCAUUUUCCGGAGGCGCCACCCCGGAAGUCUGUCUUUCUGCUUUUCUGUCUUGGGUUCCUGUACUUGGUGCACACACACUCUUAAUUUAUUGGGAAACGGUUGUUUCAAAAUGAAAGAUCCGUUGUGCAGAGAUUGUUCUGGUGUUUGGAGGGGAGCUACACUUGCCUUUGCUGGUUUCUCCACUGCUCUGAAGCUCAGCCAGACUUUCCAAAUGUAGCCGCCUUGGGCCCUCGCAGCACACAUGAGGGAGAGGCUGUGGAGAGGGGGUGCUGCAUGGGGCAUCAGGUCGUGCAGAUACCAUGGAAUCUGACUUCGCUCUUCACAACAAGGCUUGCAGGUGCAGAAAGAGGGCUACAUUGCUUCCCCAAGGUGUUUCUCAAUUGCUCUCCUUCCUCAUACUGCUUGCAGCUUGCAAGUUUCAGCCCAGCAGCCGCUGGCUGCGGAGUUGUGCAUAGACUCUUGAGGGGAGGUCUGCCCUCCCCUCUCCCCAUUAAGCUUUGUCUCCAGGGCUCAGUGGUAGGAGGGAGAGCAGAGGAAGAAAAAGAACUGGGCUUGGCUUGAGGGGGUUAUGAGAGCAUAUGUGCACCUGGUGCCAAGGGAUAAGGCUGCAGAACUGAGCAGAGCACACUUAAGAGCAGGAGGAGCUGAGCCCUGCUCCCGCCACCACCACCAACAGCAACUCCUAGAUGUCCACUUGUUCUUCUCAGGGAGUCCCCAAAAUGACCAAAGGAGACUGGAGCUCUGAGAGCAGCUAUGGAGACUGCAGAGUCUGGAUGGGAGCUCUUUUAUUAUUUAUUUUCAUUUGAAGUGGGAUGGAGUGGAGGCUAGAUGGAUCACUUUGAGGGGAAGGAGGCGGAGAGCAGUGGAACGGGAUUGGGAACUUCCCCCUUCCCCACUGAAAUAAUCCAACUGGGCACCCUAGGAAUUGGCAGGGCCAACCUGCACAUGAGGCGUUGCGAGGCCAUUGGCUCAAGGUUUGGCAGAUCAAGGUCCCUAAAGCACCAUGCUUGCAGCCAUGCCACUGUUGUGACCACGGUCAGGCCCUUGUGAGGGUUUCGCCAACACAACCUGCUCCUCUCCAGCCUCCUUUCCUAAAGGAGAAGCAGAGGCAGGGCUCAGGGUGUUUCUGCCUCAAGCAAAAACAUCCUCAGCUGGUCCUGGCAGUGGACAUUAGAAAUUGCUUUCGAUAUGGAAAAGAGUGGAAUGAAGGAAAGUGGAGGGAGGGGAGUGUGUUAAAGGAAAAGGGAGGAGUUUUCCAAACUAAAAUUGGGGUUGAAGACAGAGCUCUAUUGAGUCACAAAAGGGGCUUCUGCCCGCCCAGUGGAAUUUCCAGCUCCCCACAUCCCAGCGUCUUAAAACACAAGAAGAGCUUGGGGAGUCAAUUUUGUGCAUAAGGUAGAUGUUUGGCAUGGUCUGUCCUUGAUGUGAAAAGAGGAUCCUUUCAAUAUUUACUUUGGUGAACUACAGCUCCCACAACAACAACUCUGAAGGUGAUGCAGAUGUUCAGAGCGGGGUGCUGAUAAUGCCAAGGUCAUAAGUUUGAUCCCUGUAUAGGCCAACUGCAUUAUUCCUGCAUUGUAGGGAUGGAACUAGAUCAGUGGUUCCUAAUUGGCUGAUUACUGAGGACCCCUUAUUUUUCAAAAGCCAAGCUGCAGACCCCUACUUUUGAAAAAUUUGAUAACUCUAUGGUAGUUACCUCUGCAAAGCAAUUUUUGAACAAAAUGUGGGGUAAUAAGCAAAGGAUUUUAGGUAUACUAAAAACAACAAGACCGCCCAUAAAAUGUAUGCUAUUGCCAUGCCAAAAUGAGAGAAAAUUAGUUGGAGGGAGGCAAGGGAUGGGGCCACGGACCCCUGAUUGAGAAUAAGGAAACUAGAUGGUCCUCGGUGUCCCUUCCAACUCCACAAUUCUAUGAUCCUGUGUCUUAAACACAAAUCUUGAGGAAUAGUGUGGGUGGGUGGGUUUCUGUUUGAACUUUCCCAGCCUUUGCUUUAUUCUGAUUUGCACUUGCGUCCCUACUCCCCACGUGUAGAAUUGCUAUACGUUUGGAUUUUCCUGGACAUUCAAGCGUUUCCCGCAUGGACACUUGUUUCCAACGGCCAAAUCCCGGCAAUUCCGGGCGGAUGGCAACCCUACCCACUUGUGCCAGAUUGCCUGGCAUACAUUACAAGCAUCUAGUCACAUCCUGGGGCUAGCCGACCUGACAGGAAGAGUCCGCGACCAGAAGGAGGAGGCGUACCAGGAAGAAUGGACAAAAUUCAAAGAUUAUUUAGCUAAAUAUGUCAAGAUAACCUAAUUGGAAAAGUUUGCAAAUAUGAGAUAGGCUUAGGAUUUAAAUAUGUAAGGAUAGGAAUUAAGAUGUUUCAAGCUAGAUUAGAAAGAAUGAAAGAUGUGAAGUGAUCAAGUUAAUUUUUUUUUUUUUAGGAGAAGAUUGAUUUUGGAAAACUGUUAAAAUGAAAUACAAUGAAAUUCAACCAGGGGGAUUUGAGGAAGUCACUUAACAAUGUUAUCAAGAUUGGUUUAAUUACAAUUAGGAUGUAUGUUUGAUUGUUUGUCUUAAAAAUUUUUUGGAAAAUUAAUUUAAAAAACUGAAAAAAACCACCAUAGAUUAUCCAGAAUCCCAAGCAGUGACAUUGUGAAACUUUCAUAGGAAUAAAAGGUAGGGGGGAAGGAGGCACAAUGUCAAGCAGGCAACAGAAUAAACCCGAGCACUGUGGGUCUAAAACCGGCCCCUGAAUCUCUUGCUCCCCACUCUGCCCUUCUAACAAGAACAUUUUUUUGCUUGCUGGAUGGCUGUGUGCAAUGAGAGCUCAGUCACUGAGGAAGGGUGCUGGCCCAGUGGGAGAAGUAUGUGCUUGGCAUGCAGGCGAUCCAAAAAUCCAUUCAAGAGCAAAAUUCCAGUUCUCAUGUUUUCUGUCGAAAUGGCUAAUUUAAAGGGGAAUAGCAUGGUGCCUUCCACAGAGUCAGACCAAGGAGAAAUUCUGUAAGCAAAGGUAGCAGGCUUUGAAAAGCUUAUGCAGAUACACAAGGACACAUUGCUAAAAGAAACAAAGGGAUUUGGAGGGACCAUGAGUGAACAGGUAGUACCAGAAUGUACAGAAUUGUACCUAGAAAAAGGUUACAACCUUUUUGUAAACAAAAACAACAACAACCCCCAAAAUAAAACUCGGAAGCAGCAGGACUCCUUAGGAACUCUUCAAAAAACAAAACACAAAACUGCAUAUCCCUACCUACUCACCAAAUGUGAGGGGAAACGUAAACCAGCAUCUUACACUGCUUUAAAUGAUAGUGUGAUAGGAAUUUUAUGGUUUUAGAUAUAUGGCAACGUUCAUAACCACAUGUACAUAGAUCAGCACAGGAAAGCCAACCUGGAACCAUUUUGAUUCCUAAACUGAGCAAACGUUUCUCUGCAUGGUAAAAAUGGAAAAGCCUCCCCAUUGUCUCUUUCCUCACAAAUCCUGUCUCAAGGAUAUGUCUGUUUGAAUAAGGUGUGAGCCUGUGACCUGGCCCAGGAAAUAAGUAUUUUACCACUACAAAAGAAUGGCCAGGCUCCCCAGGCAAUCCAAUCAAGUAACUUGCCAGACAGGAGAUAAACUGUGACAGGAGAAAACAACAUUUAAAUUUCUGUGAUGUAGGUGGGAUGUAUCUGAGGGGUGGUCUUAGGUUACACCCCUUCUGUGAUGUAUGCAUAAUGUUUCUGGGGGUGGUCUUGAUCUCGAGGAUGGGAAUUUCAAAAGUCUUUAUAAGCCAUUGCACAGCAUUUUUGGGGGGUCCUCUUCCUCUCCUGCGUGUGAGGGGAGCACCCUGUUGCAACAGAUUAAUAAAAAUCAAGCUUACUAGCUGCUUUGCUUCUCAAUAUUCUCUGGUUGGCCUCUGUUAUUUUCUCCUACCAAUAGGGAACCUAUGUAAGGACUCUAUAUGGGCUCUUGGAUACCCCAUAAGGGAAAAGGGCAUAUUUUUAUUUACAACAGAUGGCGACCACGAAGGGACUUUUGGUUACCCGGAUUCUGGAAGCGAGGAAGGACUGGUUAUCCAGCGCGCACCAGGCAGUUUGCCAGGAGGAAUAGCCAGUCUUCCAUCGAUCCCAGGGUCUGGAAAUAACUGGAGGUUCAGCGGGGCUAACCAGAGGAAGCAACACUUGAUCAGGCCGGCCUUAAACAACCAGUCAAGAGAUCGUGGGAUCACCAGGAACAGCGCAUGCGGAAGUGAGUAUUAAGUAGGAAACACGAGUAGUGGGUUGGGUUCUCUAAACCACAGCAACCAAAAUUCUUUAAUUCUUCCUUUUCCCUUCAAAUCUAAAAUUUCUACUUUUUUCCCCAUCUAAAAAUUGCCUUCUCCUCCUUUCUGUCCCCUCGAUCUCAACACCAGCCCUAGCCCUUCGGAGUAUGCCCAGGCAAGGGUUGUGUGUGACUUCUUCCACUUAAUUCUUUAUGCCAACCUAUUCCUUCGGAGUUUUGCCCAGAAAGGUCGUGCAAUUUCUUGCCUUCUCCUCCUUUCUGUCCCCUCGAUCUCAACACCAGCCCUAGCCCUUCGGAGUAUGCCCAGGCAAGGGUUGUGUGUGACUUCUUCCACUUAAUUCUUUAUGCCGACCUAUUCCUUCGGAGUUUUGACCAGAAAGGUCGUGCAAUUUCUUCUGCACUGAAAACUAUAAUUCCCAAAACUAUAACUCCCAGCGCAGCCGCACUCUGCCAUGGCGAUCUUUGUUAGAAAUGACCUGUGAACAGAGAACGCAAGGGCGCUGAAUUCCUUUCCAUCUUUCAUAUUCCAGAGUCUCAAUCUGGCAUUGCAAGUGUGCAAGCGUUCAGUAGGGACUCUGAGUUAGAUUGUAAAAGGCAGGGAGGUUGCUGUGGGUUCCAGAACAGAUAUUGAGUGAGAGAGGUUUCCCCUUCGGAGUUUUGACCAGGUAUCCCCAGGUAUCCCCAGGUUUUUCCCCUCAGAGUUUUGUCCAGGUGUCCCCAGGUUUUUCCCCUCGGAGUUUUGUCCAGGUAUCCCCAGGUUUUUCCCCCUCGGAGUUUUGUCCAGGUUUCCCCUUUUCCGGACCCUUCGGAGUUUUGCCCAGGUCCAAACCCCUUUUAAAUUGAAAAUGGGUGCACCUCAAUCAAAAGAAAAAUAGUCCUCAGACCCCUGGCGUGAAAGAAGCCCAAUUGGCGCUUACUUCCCGCCUGGACUCUGACAGUCCCCUUUAAUUUGUGUUUAAGAAACGUUUUUCCUGUGUUUAAAUUGUACUUAGGUAACACAUCCAGCAGCUGCUUAUCUUAAAUGUGCCAUCUAAAAUAAAAAUGCAAGCUUGCUCCAAAUUCUAAAUCUAAGAAAGCCAUGUUGGGCCUUAUCAAUCUUAAACAAGACAAAAAUGAGAAAGAAGUGUGCAAAUGUUUGUUAUUUGAGAGAGGCUCAAAAGAGUCUUCCUCCUUGUAUGUACUUCAUUAAGCAUAUGCCUAUGAAAGUAUGGUCUUCCUUCUAAGAAAAAUAUCUGAGUCCAGUUUUAACUUUGAUUUGGUUGGACAGAAGAGUUAUUGUAAGGCUCCUGAUAUCAGUCUCUAUAAGACUUCCUGGCCUCUUUUCUUAGAAAAUGCCCCCCCUUGUUUCAUUCUGUCUCUUUCAGGUUUUUUUCCCCUUCUCCUUCUUACUUCUGUGCCAGGUAAAUUUACUCCCGAGUAAGCUUCCUUUAAAGGAAACUGCAAAGGGGGGGGGGCAUAGAUUAGGCUUACUAUUCCUCUGCAAGUUCAGGAAAAAUUGUCACUUUUGUAUUCCUUUUAAAUCAAAUCUAUGGCUGUUUUAACUAUGCUUUAUAAGAGAUCCUCUCCCUAUCUUAGGAAAAAUGUUCACUUCAAUCUUUAAAGAUAAUUUCUCUAGGAACUUGCACUCUUUAGUCUAAGGAAGUAAACUCUCACUCAAACUAGCUUCAAGAUCUGCUAAAAGGGUUCUGUAUAAAGUUGGGUACUUUUAUUUUCCUCUUCCUUAGUACAUGAUAGGCGCAUGGUUUGUGAUAGGCGCAUGGUUUGUGAUAGGCGCAUGGCUUGUGGUCUCUUCCCCAGUUGUGUCUGUGUACAUAAGUAUGUGUGUGUUUCUGGUAGUACAAAUCUUGCUAUGAACCCUGUAUUUUAGGGUUGGACUAGAUGACCCCAGGUCCCUUUCAACUUUCCCAAUUUGUGGCUGAUGAGUUGAAAUUCAGCCCAGAUUUGCUCUUUGUUUUUAAAAGGUGAGAGGUGAAAGCCGUGAUGUUUGAAGCAGAACUGGUGAUAUCAGGCAUUUAAGUGAUUACAGUGUUUAUCAUUUUGUCUAUUAUUUACAAAAAUCAGACUUAAAAGUCUACUCAAAGUUUAAGCACAUACAAAUUCAUAUAAUCAAGUAGAAUGAGCCUUGACAUAUAAUUGAGUAGCCUUGACCAUCCUGUAAAUAAAGGGCAGGAAAAUUUUGUCUGCAAAUGGUAAGGCUGAAAUGACUGAGAAUGUUAAAAAUCUUAUGAAUUCUGACUCUCUGGCCAUUUUUCUCAUAUAUAAGGGCGUGGCAGAUUGUUCCGCGAAUGGCCAGAGGGAUAUUAGCCCUUUCCUGUACAUAAAGGAAGCAGUCCCUUUGCUUGGGCUGCAAUUGCUAGCUUUGGUGAAUACUUAAAUUGCUGAGUUUCUCUUUUUGUUUUAAAAUCUAACCCUAUUUUUAAAAUCUACUCCUUACCCUUCCCUUCCCUUAUUCAAAUUCUAAUUUAGCCAAAAGAUGCAACAUUUUCAAUAGUAUAAAAGGUUUGCUGAGACAUGAACUCUGCACAUGCACAGAGGCUAGAUCAGCUUAAAAAAAAAAAAAAAAGAGGGAGAGAGAGAGAGGAAGGAGGGGGGAAAGAAGGGGGGAGAGGAGGUUUGGAGAGCAUGUGCUGCAGGGAGAAACCUAUCAAAAUUUCCUUAUGUAAAACUUGGAACCAUUGAGGGAAAUCACCCUUAAUGUGUCUUUUGCUCCAAGGGCUACUUAAGAUAAAAGGGUUAAGUGCUGGACCAUCAAAAGUCAAGAGGUUGCCAAGUUUCAAAUCUUAACAUGCCAAAUUCUUUUCACAGGUAAAUAUCAAAGCACUCCCACUGACUUCUCACAUGAAAUAAUUUUCCCUUUUAACAGGAUAUGUGAACCCCACUAGCAAAGUGUUUGUCCCUUUUUUUCUCCCACAGCAACUUACUUUCUGUUCUGUGAAACAAGUCUGAAUCCCUACUGUAUUAGUGACUUCCAUCUCUUUGUGGCUUUGACACUUUAAGUUACAAAUAAUCUGUUUUCAUUUAUUUAAUCAGUUUUUCCAUGAUGUCUAUGAAAUUAAUCAAAGCACAACCAAACAUUGUUUGUGGAAUGGUAUUUGUUUACCUUUUUGCCUGAGUAUUUUGCCUGAGUAUUAUUAUUUUUGGUUCCUCAUAGGUCAUUGUGUGUCUGUGUGUGUGUGUGUGUGUGUGUGUGUGUGUGUGUUUUACUUUGGGGACAUGUCCAUCACAUAUUGAAAGUCAUUUUAAGCCCUUUUCCAUUGUUUUCCCAUUUUUUCAGUCCAGUAGUAAUCUGUGUGGUUUUGAUAAUAUCUUUGUAUUAUUUAAUAAUUCUUUUCUAAAUCUGAUGUCUUUGUGUCAAGUCUGUUUUCAUCUGACUGGUAAUCUAAUUUUUUGCUUUCUUUUUUAUUUUUUAACCUUUGUUGUAUUUUUUGCAGUUUUCUUUCUAUACAUGUGGAGUAAUUUUUUAUUUAAUAAUAUGAAAAAACAACAACAACAAAAAACUAAGUGAAGGAAAGCAAACAAACUUAGCAGAUAAUAACAGUUAUUAUAUGAAAAUGUGAUAAUAAUAUUAAAAUGAGUAAAAUGCUUAACGUGCUAAGAUAACUCAAGGAGAUUGGGGGGGCUUUUGCCCUUCCUUUUCUAACUCUGUCUUUUAAGUCCCUAAAAAACCCUGCCCCCUUACAGGAUGUCACUUCUACAGAUGUGUUACUACGGACCUAUGAUGAAAAAGCUUCGCCACCACCUGCAGCAACAACAGACACCAAAGUUUUCAAAGUGCCCACAGCUAUCUCUUUCAAAGGAUAUAGACUGGCGGGGGAGUGGGGCUGACAAAGGGGGGAGGAGUUGAAUUGCAAGGACAUUUUCUCACUUUUGAACUUUAAGACUGUGCUCCAGGAUUGAGAAUAUCACAAUUGUCUCAAGAUAUGCAACUGAUAUUUAAUUAGUUUUUUUUUGUAUUAUGUGUUAUUACGUAGGAAUGUUGAAAUGUGUCUGUGACAGUGUGUUAUUUCCACAAAGGGGGGGGGGUAUUUUUGUGUGUAAUUGUUUUUAUGUUUAAUGUCUUAUUGCUUACACACCAAUGGAGAAUUCUCAUGCAUUUUAUACUUUCUAAUAGCUCGCGCUAUUGCGUAGUCCAAUGUUUAGAUUGUCCCACCUGGCACUAUGCCAACCUUCCCUACCCAUUUAAAAAAUGUGCUAAAACUCGCUUUACCAAGGAGAAGCUUCUAAGAUACAUGAAGGUGAAUAUGCUUUGGUUUAGCAGGAAUGAUCCCUUAUAGACUUAAAUUGACUUAUUUGGACAAGUGCCCUUUUAAAGAAUGGUUUUCUUUUAACAGAUUGGUUUGAAGAGUUGAGAAACAUUGGGGCAAGAUAAAUUCAAAUUGGACUCAGUUUGAAUUGGGCAAGUGUAUCCAGGCUGCAAUUAGCUUUUUGGUCCUUUAAGUGCAAGUGAGCAACUUCCCAUGAGUGCAAGACAACAGCCUAUAAUAAAAUCCCAUAGAAAGGCCAAGGCAAAGACAUCUCUCUCAUGAGAUGCCCAAACCUGUGCCAGCUAUGGUGAAUGCCAGGCGACAUGGUUAAAUGAAAGCCCCGAGGGAUUCAACAGACAGGAUGUGUUGCUGUAGCACUAUGCCGGUGUGAGACCACAGAAGAGCUAGCUUGACACCUGAGAAACACACAAAAAUGGCGAAGGACAAAACACCAACUGCAUUUUUCAGUCAUUAGUGGACCUUCCUGCUAAAUGUAAAGCAUAGCCACUAUUGAGAAAAUGUUUCUCCCAAGAGCUAGAAUGCCACAAGUAAUUUAGUAACAAAAUGCAACAUAUGUUAUUUUUAUAUGAUAUAUUUAUACAAAGGCAUCCAUUUACAACAUAUGAUGUUAUUAUUUGUGGGGCAAAAAUUUUUAAGAAAAAUUCUAGCCCCAAAGGGGGGAUAAUGUGAUAGGAAUUUUAUGGUAUUAGAUAUAUGGCAACGUUCAUAACCACAUGUACAUAGAUCAGCACAGGAAAGCCAACCUGGAACCAUUUUGAUUCCUAAACUGAGCAAACGUUUCUCUGCAUGGUAAAAAUGGAAAAGCCUCCCCAUUGUCUCUUUCCUCACAAAUCCUGUCUCAAGGAUAUGUCUGUUUGAAUAAGGUGUGAGCCUGUGACCUGGCCCAGGAAAUAAGUAUUUUACCACUAUAAAAGAAUGGCCAGGCUCCCAGGCAAUCCAAUCAAGUAACUUGCCAGACAGGAGAUAAACUGUGACAGGAGAAAAACAACAUUUAAAUUUCUGUGAUGUAGGUGGGAUGUAUCUGAGGGGUGGUCUUAGGUUACACCCCUUCUGUGAUGUAUGCAUAAUGUUUCUGGGGGUGGUCUUGAUCUAGAGGAUGGGAAUUUCAAAAGUCUUUAUAAGCCAUUGCACAGCAUUUUUGGGGGUCCUCUUCCUCUCCUGCGUGUGAGGGGAGCACCCUGUUGCAACAGAUUAAUAAAAUUCAAGCUUACUAGCUGCUUUGCUUCUCAAUAUUCUCUGGUUGGCCUCUGUUAUUUUCUCCUACCAAUAGGGAACCUAUGUAACGACUCUAUAUGGGCUCUUGGAUACCCCAUAAGGGAAAAGGGCAUAUUUUUAUUUACAACAAUAGCCAGAUUCUGCAAUUUUUUACCACACCAGAAGUAAAAGCAUGGGGCAUUAAUAAGUUUUUGAAAAAUCAUGCAAUUCAUUUGAAGGCAAGGGAAAGCUUUCUGAAAUGUACAAAAUCUUACUAAGACACACAAUCUGUUGAAAUGACCAAGCAGCGGACGAGAUUCGGGGACAGUGGUGUGCCGCCUGGGGAAAUGUUCCUUUCCAUUCACCUUAAGCAAAGAUGUGGUGACCUUGUGCAUCCAUAAAUAACUUUCAGAAAGGUAUUUCAUUACUUCCCAAAGCUUCUCAAUGGGCUACCAAAUGGCAUUUCUUUCUAUUUUGGAUGAAACUGGGGAAGCAGCUUUAGAAGAAGGGGUUGCUGACAUUCACUGGCCUGGAAACACCUGAUGCCAAUAUGAUGGCAUAGCGGUGUCCGCAAAUUGUGGGUGGUGAAUUGCUUGGGUGGCCUCUCUUGAGAAACGUUGCCAGAAAAUGUAUGAACCUGUUUGUGAUAAAAAGUGGUUCGUAAAGCUGCAAACAGCAGGUGUCCCAAGGUUAGGGAGAAAACAUGGCAACGAAAGAGGGGGGAGAUUAGUUCAGGGUCAAGCUGGAUGGGUUGUCAAGGAAACAGUGUCCUGCCCAUCUUUGUGACAUUUCUUGCUGCUUGUAGAAAAGACAGAAGCUACACAUCCCCGUUGUGGGAUAGUUGGGAGGAGUUGGCUGAACUGGGACGGAGAAGCAAGCAAGCAAGCGAGGGACCAACAGGGGAGACAGGGGAGAUAGGUGUAGACUUUGCUUUGCUUUCACUUUAUCAUUUCAUUUUCAUUUGUAUAUUUUGUGCACAUAUUUUCCUGUAUAUUUUAGACAGAGAGGAGUAGCAAUAGGGUUAGAGGCAAGGUUCAGAGUUAGUGUUGUGCGAGCAUUUUAAAGCAGUUGAGUUUAAACAGGAGCGGAUUUCACCUGAAGAGAUGGUCAGCAUUGUGAAUCUGUAAGUAGGAUUUCUUCUGCUUCUUUUUUUUAAUCUUCUAGGGCGAGGGCUUGGGGUCCCCCACACGGCCAGCAUCCCCAUGGAAUUUAACCCCUUCCUGAACAGCUUACCUUCUCUUCCCACCCGCGUUCCCAUUCUCCCUCAAAUCUCAUUGCAGCUCAGCUGGUUAGAGGGAGCUGCAGAUAGCACCAAGGUUGCAGGUUCGAUUCCCAUAAGGUACAGCUGCAUAUUCCUGCAUUGCAGGGGGUUGGACUAGAUGAUCCCCAGGGUACCUUCCAUGAUCAUUAUUUGGGGAUGCUUUUUAUUACAUUCAUAGCCCACUUUUCAUCCAAGCAGUUCAAGGUGGCAUUGAUGGCUUGCCUUUCCCCCCAUUUCCCCCCUCACAACAAACCUGUUAGGCAGGCUAGGAUUAGAGUGACUGGACCCAACAUCAAACAGUGCACUUCAUGACUGAGUGGGGAUUUGCACUCGGAUCUCCCAGGUCCUCCUAGUCCAGAAUUCUAGCCACUAUACACCCCCCUCUCUACCCCUUCUCCGUUUCUCAACUCUUCAGCCAUCAACUGCAACAGACAGGCGUUCUGUCAGUCUUCCUGUCAGUCACUCUGGCUCUAAGAGAGUUUUCAUUGCAUUCUUUGGCUCAUCUAUGCCUUGAUGCUUUGACGACCUUCCUAGCAGCCCCCUUCGCUCUCCAGGCAGGGCUGCUGUCCUAUCAGCAUUAUGCUGAGGGCUCUUUUAAAUGCUGUAAAUGCUUCCCUUAUCUUUCCUUUGCUGGGGGUGGGGGUGGGGGUAGUGUUGGAAUACCCCCCCCAUACAUGAGAUGCACCACUGUGUUCCUGUGGAGAGCCGUUUGGGGUCUGUGGGUGCAUAAAAAAACAAAAAGAGCCCUAUUGCGUGGCGAGUUCCCGCCCCCCAAAGUGGAAAUAAAGACACAUGACACAAUUAUUUAAGGUUAAUGGGCUAAAUAUGGCCACAACUUUAUUGGUUACAGGUGAUAAGCGGUAUUGGCUUAGGCAUUGGUCCUAACCGACUAUCCAGCUUCAGCCCGUCCGCUUGAGGUCCGGGAAGGGUUAACCACCAGUAGGGGGAGUCCUGCUGAUGCACAUCAACUCGGAACCCCCCCCCCCAGGUCACCGCUCAGGGGCGUGCCUUAGGCCCUCACCUCCAUAGGCUUCGGACAGGGCCACGCCCCCCAGAAUCCUUUAUCGGACUACCCUUCAAUAUGCGGGGCAGGUGAUGGCGCUUCCUCCCCUCUUCCAUCUACAGAACAAUACCAAUACCAAUGCCUAACCGCCAAUACCCAGAAAGUUGUGACGAUUUGCUACGAGGUAGGCGGCAAUAAAUAGGGCUGGUCACGCUCCCUGAGCCAGCGAUUGGCUGUCCAGGGGCUGACGCGGCCAGGGAUUCCCUCAGUCGCCCGCAACUCCACCUCCUUUGUAGGCGGAAGUGGCUUUGCUGGAUCAGAGGAAAAGCCCAUCUAGUCCAAACUCACAAGCAGUAGCCCACUCCUGCUGCUUCUCCUCUAGCUGUGGGCUUCAGAGGUAGAGUGCCUCUGUUCCUGGAAGCUCUAUAUUGCUAUGUUGAGUAAUAGUAAGAGAUGCUGUUGUUCUCCUCCAACAAUUGGUAUAAUCUGCUUCCCAGCCCUGCAGGCUACUUGUCCUUGUAGCAUCGGCUGCCUGCAAAUUUCAGAAACGGAGUAAACAUGAUGUGAAGAAGUUCCCACCAGCAUUCUCAAAUUAGUUGAUUCAAAGCUCUCCCUCCAUCUGCUUUCUCUCCAAGGCCACAAUCAUCUUGGAUAACUCCUUCCUGCUCCUUUCCUUGUUGGUGUUUUAAAUAAUAAAUAAAUAAAUAAACAAACAAAUGAUUAAAGAUUUCUUAGUUUACAAAAAAAACGGUGCAUUGUCUCUUUUUUCCAGUUGUGUUUUCUACAGAUCAGUUUCAUUUGUUGUGAGACAUUAGUGUUGCAUGUUGGGUUAGGAAGAACAGAGGGGGAAAGAGGGGGAGGGUGGGGUCGGGUGGCAAUGCUUCUCUUCUACUUAGUGUACAGGGGAAACUCGGAAAAUUAGAAUAUCGUGGAAAAGUUCAUUUAUUUCAGUAAUUCAACUUAAAAGGUGAAACUAAUAUAUGAGAUAGACUCAUGACAUGCAAAGCGAGAUAUGUCAAGCCUUUAUUUGUUAUGACUGUGAUAUUAUGGCGUACAGCUGAUGAAAACCCCAAAUUAACAAUCUCAGAAAAUUAGAAUAUGAAAUGAAAUCAGCAAAACAAGGAUUGCAAACAGAGCAAUAUUUGACCUCUGAGAAGUAGAAGUUUCACCUUUUAAGUUGAAUUACUGAAAUAAAUGAAAUUUUCCACGAUAUUCUAAUUUCCCGAGUUUCCCCUGUAUGUGUGGGGUUUUGUGUUAGCAUCACUUGUGUGGGUUCACUUACUAUUCCCUUGUUCCAUUUCCUUGGUGGUGAGAGAGGUUGGGGGGUGACCUAGGGUGUGGUUGGUGGUCUUUGGUUGGCUGCAGGGAGAUUUGUUUUUGUGUGUGAGUGGGCACCUAGGGUACAAAUAACCAGAAACCUCCUCAAACUAUACCUCCACAACUACAACCCCUCGUGGCAACAAAUCAACAAAUACCCAAGGAGAUGCAACAACACCAAAUGCUCCUUUCCUUGUUGAUACGAUGUCCCGCAGCCAAAGUAGUGUGUGAAAUGAUACGGGUCUGCCUGCAACUUUUAGGCCACCCGUAUUUGUGUUAUGGCUAUGCCGCAAAGACUCCCUAUCUUCUCUCUUUUUUUUUUAUAAGAUAUUUAUUAAGAUUUUUUUAAAUAUUACAGUAACAAAUGGAAAAAAAAAUACAAAAUAAAAAUGAUUAAAAACCACUCAAUUUUUCCAUUGCUUAUUUUUCCUUAGCUUGUUUCCCGGACCUCCUCAUACCUCCCUUUUUUGUAUUCCAGUUCAGUUUGUUGGUUCAGCAAAUCCUACCCUCUUUAUUUGUCCUAAUCUUUGGUCUUAAAAUAGUAACGAUUAGAUUUUUACCUCUUAACAACCCAUUUUUCAUAUUCCCUUAAAGCAUUACAGCUGGAAACCACUUAAUUUCUAUCCAACAUCGUUCUAACAUUCAUUAAUUUUACAAUAUUUCUGUAGAUAAUCUUUGAACUUCUUCCAAUCUUCUUCCACCGACUCUUCUCCCUGGUCUCGGAUUCUGCCAGUCAUUUCUGCCAGUUCCAUAUAGUCCAUCAACUUCAUCUGCCAUUCUUCCAGAGUGGGUAGAUCUUGUGUCUUCCAAUACUUUGCAAUGAGUAUUCUUGCUGCUGUUGUGGCAUACAUGAAAAAAGUUCUAUCCUUCUUUGGCACCAAUUGACCGACUAUGCCCAGGAGAAAGGCCUCUGGUUUUUUCAAGAAGGUAUAUUUAAAUACUUUUUUCAGUUCAUUGUAUAUCAUUUUCCAGAAAGCCUUAAUCCUUGGGCACGUCCACCAAAGGUGAAAGAAUGUACCUUCAGUUUCUUUACAUUUCCAACAUUUGUUAUCGGGCAAAUGAUAAAUUUUUGCAAGCUUGACUGGGGUCAUGUACCACCUGUAUAUCAUUUUCAUAAUAUUCUCUCUUAAGGCAUUACAUGCCGUAAACUUCAUACCUGUGGUCCAUAACUGUUCCCAGUCAGCCAUCAUUAUGUUAUGUCCAACAUCUUGUGCCCAUUUAAUCAUAGCAGAUUUCACCAUUUCAUCCUGAGUAUUCCAUUUCAACAGCAAGUUAUACAUCUUUGACAAAAUCUUAGUUUUGGGUUCUAAUAGUUCUGUUUCUAAUUUUGAUUUUUCCACCUGGAAACCAAUUUUCUUAUCCAACUUAUAUGCCUCCAUUAUCUGAUAAUAAUGAAGCCAAUCUCGCACUUUGUUUUUGAAUUUCUCAAAACUCUGCAAUUUCAGUCUAUCUCCAUCUUGUUCCAAAAUUUCCCAAUAUUUCGGCCAUUUGGCCUCCAUAUUGAGCUUUUUCAGAGCUUUUGCUUCCAUCGGUGACAGCCACCUUGGAGUUUUAUUUUCCAAUAAGUCCUUGUAUCUUAUCCAGACAUUAAACAAUGCUUUCCUGACAAUGUGAUUUUUAAAUGCUUUAUGUGCUUUAACCUUAUCAUACCACAGAUAUGCAUGCCAUCCAAAUACAUUGUUGAACCCUUCUAGAUCCAAAAUGUCAGUGUUUUCAAGAAGCAACCAUUCUUUCAACCAGCAAAAAGCUGCUGAUUCAUAGUAAAGUUUAAAGUCUGACAGGACAAAUCCACCUCGUUCCUUUGCAUCUGUUAAUAUUUUAAAUUUUAUUCUAGGCUUCUUGCCCUGCCAGACAAAUUUAGAAAUAUCUCUCUGCCACCUCUUGAAACAGUCCAUUUUGUCCACAAUUUGCAGUGUUUGAAACAAAAACAACAUUCUAGGCAAUACAUUCAUUUUUACCACAGCAAUACGGCCCAGCAGUGAAAGCUUCAAAUUUGACCAAAUUUCUAAAUCUUUUUUCACUUCAGCCCAGCAUUUUUCAUAGUUGUCUUUAAAUAAAUUCCCAUUUUUGCUGUCAUGUUAAUCCCCAAGUAUUUAACUUUCUUAACCACUGUUAAACCUGUCUCAUUCUGAAACCUCUCUCUCUCCAUUGGUGUUAAAAUUUUCUCUAAAACCUUGGUCUUUAACUUAUUCAACUUAAAUCCUGCAACUUGACCAAAUUCUUGAAUCAGUUCUAAAACUCUUUUGGUACUAGAUUCUGGCUCCUGUAACGUCAAUACUAAGUCAUCUGCAAAUGCUCUCAAUUUGUACUGUUUGGCUCCGACCUGUAUACCUUUAACCAACCGGUCCCUUCUAAUCAUGUUCAACAGAACCUCCAGGACCGAUAUAAAAAGCAGUGGGGAAAUUGGGCAACCUUGUCUUGUCCCUUUUUCUAUCCUAAAUUCUUCCGUCACCACAUUAUUUACAAUUAGUUUAGCCUUUUGUUCUGAAUAAAUUGCACUUAUACCGUUUUCAAAACCUUGGCCUACCCCCAUCCCCUGUAGGUUCUUCUUCAUAAAACUCCAAGAGAUAUUAUCAAAAGCUUUCUCCGCGUCCACAAAUAUCAAAACAGCUUUGGUAUUUAUGUUCACUUCUAGUUUUUCCAAAAUAUCAAUUAUAUUCCUCAAAUUAUUGGACAAGUGUCUUCCCGGGAGAAAGCCCGCUUGGUCUUUAUGAAUCUCUUCCAUCAAUACUUUUUUCAAUCUCUUGGCCAAAAUGUCUGCAAAAAUUUUGUAAUCCACAUUAAGUAACGAUAUGGGGCGGUAGUUCUUAAGCUGAGUCUUUUCAGUCUCUUUCUUCGGUACAAGUGUAAUGUACGCCUCUUUCCAAGACUCUGGUGCCCUUUCCCCUUCCAAUAUUUCAUUGCAGACUUCCUUUAAAGGUUGUAAUAACCACUCUUUCAAAGAUCUAUAAUAUCUAGAAGUUAGCCCAUCCGGUCCUGGAGAUUUGCCUAAUUGCAUGUUUUGAAUGGCACCUUCUACUUCCUGUUCAGAUAUUUUAUAGUUCAACAUUAACUUACUUUCUUGGGAUAUUUUUUUGUAAUCCAUUUGUCUUCAGAAAUCGGUCUAUAUCCAUUUCCUUCUGUGGCCCUUGUGUAUAUAGUUGUUUAAAAUACCUCUGGAAACAAUUUCUAAUCUCAGUUGGGUUAUGUAUAUUCUUUCUUUCCACUUCUAAAUUUGUGAUAGUAUUUAAUUUUUGUCUUUUUUCAUUUGCCAGGCCAGCAAUUUCCCACAUUUGUUAGCUGAUUCAAAUGUUUUUGUCUCAUUUGUUUAAUUUUCCAUUCUAUUUCCUGAUUCAUCAUUUCCAUAUAUUGUACUUGAUAUAACUUUAUUUCUCUCAAAAUCUCCUGCGACUUUGGUUUUGCUCUCAAUUUCUUUUCACUUUCUUUUAUUUUCCCCAAAAUUUUAUCUUUCUUCUCAUUUUCACUUCUCUUCUUUAUUGCAUUCUGUUGUAUCAGAAACCCUCUCAUGACAGCUUUACUUGCGUCCCAGAUUACUCUUUUUUCUACAUUAGUAUUCAUAUUUAUCUCAAAAUAGUCUCUCAAGGUUUUUUGGGCCUUUUUAUAGACUUCUUCAUCUCUAAAUAGGGUGUCAUUCAUCCUCCAUCUGAAGGAGCCAGUUGAUGUUAGUUUCAACUCCAUCCUUACCGCAUUAUGGUCAGAGCAGGUUUUUACUCCCUGUCUUCUCUUACACACACACACACACACACACACACACACACCAUUUUGGUUGUAGGCUUCUGUCUCAGGUUUUGAAAUGUGUUGGGGAGGGGGCUUUACUGGGUUGUUUUUCACCUUUAUUAUGCAUUUUGUGUUUUUAUAUUGCAAUUUUUAUGUUGUAACCAGUGCUUUUUUCUAUUAAAAAAAAAAAUGUUUGGGGUACUGAGACCUGUGGGUAUAGGGCGGUAUAACAACAACAACAACAACAAGGUCUGCCCCUCUCCUUCUCUUCUAGGUUCAGGCGACUGAGGGACAUGGCAGCCCGCAAGAAGAAGGGGACCCGCAAAGUCCCCAAGAAGUCCAGGGUUGCUGUGGGCCCACAUGAGCAAAUGCUUCCUUUUCAUUUUGGAGCGUAA
Molecule: messenger RNA, 32811 nt
Organism: Podarcis lilfordi (Lilford's wall lizard)
Lineage: Eukaryota; Metazoa; Chordata; Lepidosauria; Squamata; Lacertidae
Source: the annotation of a GenBank genome assembly